UCUUUGCGUGCGACCCAGUUUGAACGUGCCUUCCUUAGUGGGAUCUGCUCCAUCCAGACCCAUUUUCCCCCAAAGCUGUUGCUUGUAGAUUUCGCUUAAUUUUUCUAUCGGGCAGAAGAGGAGAACCAUCUUAUCCCUCUGCUACCUGAUGGCUAAGUUGGUGGCUGAUUAUAUUACCCCAUAGCAGAAUUAAAAAAAAAAAAAAGAAAGAAACCACUGAAUCUAGAGUAGAGCCUGUUGAUUGGAUAAGGCUUGUCAAAAUUUGUACCGCUGGGUUUUUUUUUUUUUUUUGGAAAUGUGUGUUGUCAGCAGAUCUGUGUGGUGGUCGUGGUUCCGCUCAAUUGCACCCCAAUGAGAGGAUUCAAUCCCCAACCCUGGCUGUCGGGAUCUCUGCAGUUUCCAGAGCUGGCAGGGGCUGUGAGUGCUGCAUAGACCUGGUCCUGUAGACGGGAAGGAGCCUGGACACAGGGACCCAUUCUCAAAGGCCCUGCAGGACCGCCAUGGCUUAUGAUGACUCCGUGAAGAAAGAAGAUUGCUUUGAUGGUGAUCACAGCUUUGAGGACAUAGGGCUAGCUGCUGGCCGAAGCCAACGAGAAAAGAAACGUUCUUACAAAGAUUUUUUAAGGGAAGAGGAAGAAAUCGCUGCUCAGGUCAGGAAUUCUUCCAAGAAGAAAUUAAAGGACAGUGAACUUUACUUCUUGGGGACGGACACACACAGGAAAAAGAGGAAGCACUCCUCCGAUGACUACUACUAUGGAGAUAUUUCGUCUUUGGAGCCGUCACAGAAGAAAAAGAAAAAGUCCAGCCCACAGUCUGCUGAUACAGCUAUGGACCUGUUGAAAGCAAUCACUUCCCCUCUGGCCACAGGCGCCAAACCCUCCAAAAAGACAGGAGAAAAGUCGUCCAGUUCCUCAAGCCAUUCGGAGAGUAAGAAGGAACACCACAGGAAGAAAGUCAGUGGAAGCAGUGGGGAGCUGUCCCUGGAGGAUGGUAGUUCCCACAAAUCCAAAAAAAUGAAACCGCUUUACGUGAACACAGAGACACUGACCCUUCGUGAGCCUGACGGCUUAAAGAUGAAACUUAUCCUCUCGCCCAAGGAGAAGGGGAGUGGCUCCGUUGAUGAGGAGUCUUUUCAAUACCCCUCUCAACAAGCGACUGUGAAAAAAUCCUCUAAGAAGUCAGCUCGGGAUGAGCAGGGUGCUUUACUCCUAGGACACGAGUUACAGAGCUUUCUAAAAACAGCCCGGAAGAAGCACAAGUCAUCCUCAGACCCGCGUUCAUCUCCUGGCCCCGAAGGCUGUGGCUCUGAGGCCUCCCAGUUCCCAGAAUCCCACAGUGCUAACCUUGACCUUUCAGGGCUCGAACCUAUCCUGGUAGAAUCAGACUCCUCCUCUGGCGGGGAGCUAGAGGCUGGGGAGUUAGUGAUCGAUGAUUCUUACCGGGAAAUCAAGAAGAAAAAGAAGUCAAAGAAGAGCAAAAAGAAGAAGGACAAGGAGAAGCAUAAAGAGAAGCGACACUCCAAGUCCAAGAGGAGUUUGGGGCUUCCCCCUGCGGCGGUGGCAGGAGAGGGCCCCGCGCCGCCUGUCCCCCCGCCCAGCCUCCCGUACACCGGAGCCGCCGCCCCACCCCCGCCGCUUCCCAGCCUCCACACAGACGGGCACAGCGAGAAGAAAAAGAAGAGAGAGGAGAAGGACAGAGAGCGAGACCGAGGGGAAAAGCCAAAAAAGAAGAACAUGUCGGCCUACCAAGUGUUCUGCAAGGAGUACCGUGUUACCAUUGUGGCUGACCAUCCAGGCAUAGAUUUUGGGGAACUGAGUAAAAAACUGGCUGAGGUGUGGAAGCAGUUGCCAGAGAAGGACAAACUGGUUUGGAAGCAGAAAGCUCAGUAUCUACAACACAAACAGAACAAAGCAGAAGCUACAACUGUGAAAAGAAAAGCAUCCAGCUCUGAAGGUUCCGUGAAAGUGAAAGCUGCUUCUAUGGGAGUGCUGUCACCCCAGAAGAAAUCCCCACCCGCCGCCAUGCUGUUACCUGCCUCCCCGGCCAAAGCUCCUGAGACAGAGCCCAUUGAUGUGGCUGCCCACCUCCAGCUGUUGGGAGAGUCCCUCAGCCUCAUCGGACACCGCCUGCAGGAAACUGAGGGCAUGGUGGCUGUGUCCGGCAGUCUGUCCGUGCUUCUGGACUCCAUCAUCUGUGCGCUUGGCCCCUUGGCGUGUCUGACCACACAACUACCUGAGUUGAACGGCUGUCCCAAACAAGUCUUGUCGAACACACUCGACAACAUUGCUUACAUCAUGCCUGGACUGUGAGCAGACUCUUGGGACAGAAACCUUAUCCUGCCCUGUUGCUGGCUUGUGUGUAUGUGACUGUUCCAGAUCCCUUCACUGGCCUCUGGGUGUAGGUUUUAAAUUUUUAUAUAUAUGCACAUAUAUAUAUAUGUAAAAUGUAAAAUAUAUACAUAGGACUGUAAGUACUUUGCUUUUAAUAAUUUUAUGAAAUGGCAAAGGUUUAGCCAAGAGGAAACCUUGGCAUGAAUAUGGGCUUGGAAUUCUUUCUUCUCCUGUGGUGGAUAAAUCUGCCUUAAAAAUCAAUGUAACUUGGGGGCUGGGGGCUAGUUUUGGAUGCCAAGUGCAUCGUGGUAAGGUUGGCUAAAAUGUGAUUCUUUUCCAAACUCAGUUGUACCUCCAGACCCAUCACUGACCAUUUGCCUUACCUGUCUUACAGUCUGAAAUGUAAUGGGAAAGAUUAUGGGAAGACGUCAGUUAACUGAAAAUACAAAGCUUUUCAACUUGAAGUGACCUAGGUGGGAGGCGAUAACAUCGUUCCCAUCUGAAAGUUAUUGUGAUGGCCUAAGUGAACUUAGUAGAGGGUUCAUUCCAAUUCCUGCUCUAUUGGUGUCCACGUCUCAAAACUUAUUGUAAUCAUUGGUACCACUGGCAGCCUCUGUCUGGGCCAAGGAGUUUUGUGAGCCCUGGAGUGGGUCAAGCCAUCAGUCAGCAGUUGCACAGUCUGUGCUGUGAGCUGACCCGGAGCAUUUGGUCUGCAGCGCUGAGAGCUGGUAUCUUCCACGGGCAGCAUCAGCUCAGCUCACAGUUGUGCCGCCUGGUUGUUGGGCGGAUACGGAAGGUGAGCUUUGCCCAGCCUGAUUCCUGGGAUCUUCUCAUUGGCUCCCCUGCUGGCCAGAAACAUGGCGUUUCGCAUUCCACACAUAAGCGAAUUGCAAAAAAAAAAAAAAAAGUACUGUGUUCUCAUGUAGGUUUAUUUAUGUGCGAGUAUGAAUGUGUUUUAAUUAUGUGUAUUUAACUCUUUAAACUCCCUUAGAUUUUAAUUUAUCCUGUAAAUUUCUGUAUAUAUAAUUUAAAAAACAAGAGCCUCCACCAGCAACAGCAUGUGGAAGAGACUAGAUUUGUCAUUUCUUCCUCCCCUCCUUCCUCUGGCCUCCUCUGCAAAUUCCAGAUCACCCACACUUUAAGGUAUCGUGCCUCAAGACGGAAUCAUUAUGUUGGGAUUCUAGUUCUUUACAAUUAAAUAAUGUCAAGAAAGUGAAAUAAAAAGGAAUGUUACCAUUCCCAGCUGCCCUAAUUUCCAAAGAACCAGAUUUUGCUUCCCAGUUUCAAAGAAAACAGUUGAGCCCUUCAGGGUUGUUUUUAAAUUUGGUGCAAGAGUCCACAUCAAAACCAAGCUCUGAGGUGACUGCUUGCUUCCCUUGGCCUGGAUGGAGCACUGAGGCAUCAGUGUCGAUCUUUGAGGAUAGUGCCCCCAGCCGGCAUCCUGUGUAACUCCUUCCAUCCUUCCUUCCUUCCCUCCCAUCCAUGUGGUCACAGGGCUGUGUUCGUUAAAGGUAUUCUGGCUGCCGAAUGCCUUUCUCACCUCAGAGCAGUUUUGAGAUUGAACUGGGGAAACA
This is a messenger RNA of Cervus elaphus (red deer), 3904 nucleotides long. RefSeq names its product HMG-box containing 4 (gene HMGXB4). The record is from RefSeq and is a predicted model, not a curated record. The transcript is spliced from 11 exons. Bases 501 to 2309 code for a protein of 602 amino acids. NCBI's taxonomy places the organism in Eukaryota, Metazoa, Chordata, Mammalia, Artiodactyla, Cervidae.